Molecule: messenger RNA, 1153 nt
Organism: Tuber melanosporum (Perigord truffle)
Lineage: Eukaryota; Fungi; Ascomycota; Pezizomycetes; Pezizales; Tuberaceae
Exons: 6
Coding region: 412-744 (110 amino acids)
Cellular component (GO): ubiquitin ligase complex
Source: RefSeq, a predicted model, not a curated record
CCCUUCUCUUCUCCAGUCCGCACGAUACAAAAGUUUGAUGAGAUACGAAGGUUUGUUGGCUGAGUGAUGAAAACCAAGUUUCCUCACUCGCAAAUUGAGCAUUCCAUGUAUCAAAACCCAAGUUACGUGACAAACCACGUGAACACUACUUACGGUAGUCUUGCUUUCUAUCUCCCUCUGUCUCCCUCUCCCCUCUCCCCCUUUCCUCUCUCCCUCUUUCUCUCCCUCACUGUCUUUCUUCCUCCCCCCCACUCGCUUUCUCUCGCGGAUCAUUCCGACAAACCCCUUCCUCAGCAGUUACCGCACGUCAUAGAUAAGCUUGCCGCUGUACCAGUUGCCCCACUACCACAACUGCCACUACACACCACCCCGCUCAACGGGUUAAAGGGGUUACCGAGCCAGAAACUCAAAAUGGGUCUCUCUUACAACGUCUACCUCAACUCUAGCCGUAUUUACGGGUGCAAAAACUGCAAAACCCACUUGUCUAAUUAUGAUGAUAUCCUGUCACGCAAUUUCCGUGGCCAACAUGGAAAAGCCUACCUCUUCAAUACUGUCGUCAACAUUAGCGAAGCCGAACCCGUUGAGCGCAACAUGACUACCGGCCGUCACAUCGUUCGCGACAUCUCUUGUCGCCAGUGCAAUGAAAUUGUUGGCUGGAAAUACGAUAAAGCCUAUGAGGCAUCGGAGGGUUACAAGGAGGGAAAGUUUAUCCUUGAGGCCGAGUUGCUGGUAAAUGUUCGUUAAAGUUCAAGUUUUAAAGUCUACGGUUUUUCGGAUGGAGGUGGAAAUGGGUUAAGGCUAUGGGUGAGAGAGAGCUGCUUUUAUAACUGCUCUCGUGUCUUGUUUCGUGGCUUUCUAUUUGUGUUUUUACUCAUGAUUGGAGUUCUUUCCGGCUGGUAUUUUUGUUUUUGUCUAUUCACAGCAUUUCUAUGGGUUUUCCUUUCAUCUUUUUAUUUUCGCUAUUAAAUUCCCUCUUCCCUCGAUCCUUUGUCUUUUCGCCUAUACCUCCUUCUCCCCCAACUCCUACUACGUAUAACGGACGGAUAUGGUGAGGAGUGGGGGGCAAAACAAGGUUCUGCUCGUCUGGCCUUAAAUUUUUAUUUCUAUUUCCGUUUCCCCAUUUUCCACUUCAAAAAAAACCUUCAACCAACCA